ACAAUUUUCAGACCUGGAAAAUUGAAGAAAAUUUGAAAUUUUAUUACAUAUUUAGAAAGAGGAAUCUUCUGCGAUCUUUAAAAAAAAUUAUCCCGGGAUUUUGGAAGAGGAACUGUUGAACCAGAGCACGGCGCGUUUUGAGCCUUCCGCAAGCUUCAAUUGUAUACUUUCCAGCUACAGCCUUCUCUCAUUCACUUGUACGCAUUUUUGCGAUAACGAGCUGGAAAUGCUUCCAACUCCUGAUACCUCACAUGUAUCUUUCGAUCGAAUUUACGAACCUGCCGAGGAUUCCUUCCUGCUUCUCGAUGCCUUAUCCUCUGCCAGUGAAAAGAAGUUCCUACAGCAACGAUUUCCUCAAAAUGAGCAACCUUCAAUAUCGCCGUCUCCAUUUGUGGUAGAGAUUGGCACUGGGUCUGGAGUAGUUCUCUCCUUCGUCCACGCCCAUGCGAGGAUCAUAUUUGGCAGGGCGGAUAUCCUUACAGCAGGCGUGGAUGUAAAUCGCUAUGCAUGCCAGGCUACGCAGGAAACAGUGAAGGUAGCGGAGAGGGAACAGAAUUCACAGGGUUUAUCACACGGUUCAUAUUUAGGAAAUGUGGUGGGGAAUUUGGGGACUUGUCUAAAACCUGGAAUGGUAGACGUACUAAUCUUUAAUCCGCCAUAUGUGCCAAGUCCGGAUGUGCCUAUACCAGAGCUGUCUGGAGCAGGAAAUGAGGAUGGGACACUAACAUAUGAAGGGGACUCGAAAUUACUGGCUUUAUCCUAUGCAGGUGGGGUGGAUGGUAUGGAAAUCACAGAUCGGUUAAUCGAUACGUUGCCUGAGGUCCUGAAUAAGGAGAGAGGUUGUGCCUAUAUCUUGCUUUGUGCGCAAAAUAAACCUGAGGACGUCAAACAACGUAUACGUGGUUUUGGAGAUGAGUGGAAAGCAGAAACUGUAAGCAAUAGUGGAAGGGUUGGGGGAUGGGAAAAAUUGCAAAUUGUUAGGAUUUGGCGCAUGCCACCUAAUGCUUCCUAAAGUCAACAUAACCACACUGUAGCAUCGUGAUGUA
Sclerotinia trifoliorum is the source of this 1046-nucleotide messenger RNA. Lineage: Eukaryota; Fungi; Ascomycota; Leotiomycetes; Helotiales; Sclerotiniaceae. The record is from the annotation of a GenBank genome assembly.